AUGUUCUCCAUCGAUGUGUGCAUGAUCUCUCUCUUUUCUGACCUGUUGGUCGAUCACCCGGGACCCGGCGCCCUGCGAGUGCUCCGGGUCUUUCGUCUCGCUGUCUGGGGAUACCUGACGAGACUUGUGAGCACCUCCCCCCCCCAUGACUAUCUCGCAGAGGAUGAGUAUGAGGCUGUCUUGGAUGAAUCCGAGGCUCAUUGCUUCGUCGGCAGGUGGAGCAUCCUUCAUCGCUUGGCCGAUUGGAAACGAACCUGGGCCCGAAUCAUUGUCGAUGAGGCCCACCAGGGCAAAAAGGAUGAUGGCAAAAUGUUCCAGAAUCUCAUCUGUGGGCAGUCCAACGCGAUAUGUUUCGUCUCAGCAAUUAUCCUCGCCAACUAUAUUAGAGACCUCACCGUCCUCAUCAUAACACUUUACCCUGACAUGGGCGACAUGAUCCUCAUGUACUACCCAAAGUACGACCCGGAGGCCGAGGUCACGACUGUGGCUAAUCGCAAGGUGAAGGGCAUUUUCCAUCCCGCAACGUACCCCGGCAACGUUCUUCCGCCUGGCGCAGCCCGCUUCAGGCUUCACCCCGGCAUCUACGCCACCGUUGGUCGAGACAUGUCGUGGCGCGACGAAUUCGCACAAGUCGUCGUUCCCAGCAUCCUCACCAUGCUCCAGCGCAAGCGGCAGAUGCACUCUCGCCUCCGCCUUCCGGACGACACUGUCACGUUCCCAGCCCGCAACAUGAAGGCAUAUCCGCCUGGCAGGUCAGAGCCCAGAACGGACAGGACAGGUCACAAUCAGCACCAGAGAGCACCGUCGGCAACAUUGGGAACGAGAUUUCGGUUUUUGUUUCGUUGA
Molecule: messenger RNA, 846 nt
Organism: Colletotrichum graminicola M1.001
Lineage: Eukaryota; Fungi; Ascomycota; Sordariomycetes; Glomerellales; Glomerellaceae
Exons: 2
Coding region: 1-846 (281 amino acids)
Source: RefSeq, a predicted model, not a curated record